Pseudophryne corroboree (corroboree frog) is the source of this 537-nucleotide messenger RNA. RefSeq names its product gastrula zinc finger protein XlCGF71.1-like. The annotation marks the transcript as partial. The transcript has 2 exons. Lineage: Eukaryota; Metazoa; Chordata; Amphibia; Anura; Myobatrachidae. The record is from RefSeq and is a predicted model, not a curated record.
AUGGCGGAAUUCAGCGGAAUGUCCAAGGAGGAUCUGGAUAUCGUAUACCAGGGGAAGGGUGUGGAAAUCCCUUUCAACGCGUCCAGGAGCGUCAUGCAGGUGGCGCUCAAGAGCUGGGAAGAGUCUCAUCGGGUAGAGGUGGAAAACACUGACGACGUCAGCAUCACAGAGGACGACCCAACAGUGGCCCUUCGUACAGAACCGUGUUUUGCACACAAAUCACAUCUUGUUAUACAUAAGAGAAGUCACACAGAUGAAAAGCCAUUUUCUUGCUCUGAGUGUGGGAAAUGUUGUGCAAGUAAAUCACAUCUUGUUAUACAUCACAGAACUCACACAGAUGAGAAGCCAUUUUCUUGCUCUGAGUGUGGGAAAUGUUUUGCACGGAAAUCAGUUCUUUUUAUACAUCAAAGACAUCACACAGGUGAGAAGCCAUUUUCAUGUUCUGAGUGUGGGAAAUGUUUUGCACACAAAUCAUAUCUUGUUAUACAUCAGAGAAGUCACACAGGUGAAAAGCCAUUUUCUUGCUCUGAGUGUGGG